Molecule: messenger RNA, 1724 nt
Organism: Siniperca chuatsi (mandarin fish)
Lineage: Eukaryota; Metazoa; Chordata; Actinopteri; Centrarchiformes; Sinipercidae
Gene: srprb
Product: SRP receptor subunit beta
Exons: 7
Coding region: 54-881 (275 amino acids)
Biological process (GO): protein targeting to ER
Cellular component (GO): signal recognition particle receptor complex
Source: RefSeq, a predicted model, not a curated record
GCCUGCAGAAGGGAGGAGACGUGUCCCACUCUCAGAUUAGCGUGAGCGGACAGAUGGAGGCAGACAGCACCGGUGGCAACGUGGGAGAAAAAGCAGACGUGGAAAUGGCAGAAAACCCAUUUGAACCUUACAUUGAAUUUCUGCGUCAGCAGCUGGAAGACCAAGACCCUGUUUUUCUGAUCGGAGUUAUCGUGGCUUUGGCGGUCGUUGUCAUCACCUGUGUGUUUCUGAAGUACUUUCUCUCCAGUAAAACCGUCAGAAGUGCUGUGCUGCUGGUCGGACUGUGUGACUCUGGGAAAACCCUUCUUUUCAGCCGGCUGUUGUCAGGAAAGUUCAAGCGGACACAGACCUCCAUCACUGACAACAGUGCUCCAUACAAAGCCAAAAACGACAGGGGCAGCACCUGGACUCUGAUAGACCUUCCAGGACAUGACAGUCUUCGCCCUCAGUACCUGGAGAAGUUCAAAUCUGCAGCCAGAGCGAUUGUGUUUGUAGUGGACGGCGCUAUCUUCCAGAAGGAAGUGAGAGACGUGGCGGAGUUCUUGUACAACUUGUUGACGGACACUGUGAUCUCCAGGAAUGCUCCAGCUCUCCUGGUGGCAUGCAACAAACAAGAUAUCACCAUGGCAAAAUCAGCUAAACUGAUUCAGCAGCAGCUGGAAAAGGAAUUGAACACCUUGCGAGUGACGCGCUCUGCAGCCCUGAGCUCUCAGGACGGCUCUGUGGGCGGAAGUGUGUAUCUGGGGAAAAAAGGCAAGGACUUUGAGUUCAGCCAGCUGCCCAUGAAGGUGGAGUUCCUGGAGUGCAGCGCCCGCGGGAGCAAGGGGGAAGAGGGGGAUGCAGACAUCGAGAGCUUGGAGAAGAGCCUGGCUAAACUGUAAAAUCAGCAACUCAACAUCCUCAGUGCAGAAUUAGCCUCAAAGACACAGACCUCGGAUCAACGUCCGCUAUCACCUCAGUAUUCAAAGGAGGGAUGACAAUUGCGUCUCAGUGGAGGAUUUAUUUGACAGGAGUAACCAGUCAAACAUGGUCCUAUCUGUGCUGUCAAUGUAAAACUUAAAAUGACAUUAAAGGUGGAAAUACUUUUGAGACACAUUCAAUCAAAAAAAAAAAAAAAAACUGAAAGUUAUGUAACGGAAACUGAUGUAGCAGGUUGUCAGGUCGCGCUGCAAUGCUGAGAAAUGAUCAUGUGUUUAUUCAGUGUAAAUCUUACUGUGAACGUCCACCCUAAAGCAUUUUAUUUGGCUUGUUUAGGUAAUAUAUAGUUUAAAGAAUUUUGGUAAAUUACAACAUUUGCUGUUUAUAAUUUCAAUUCAAUCAAAAGUUAUUAUAAGCCGUCACACUUUUUCUUUUUUUAAACUUGUCUCAGCUAGUCUAAUUUAUAAGACACCUUGUGAAGACAGACAGGUGUAGAUUGCAUUUAUUCAUUAACUUGGACAGUCAGCCAUGUGCCUUUUUUCCCGGUAUUCUUAUAGAAAAGUGUUUUGCUUGUUUGCAAAAGAAUGACAUUUGCAAUGAAUGUAUUGAGAUUUUGUUUGCUUGAUGGUGAUGCAAAUCAAGUCCACAGAUUAAUAGGAACAGCACAGUUUCUUAGAUUUUAGCAUUAGAUACAGUCUGUCUGGUGUUGAACAGUUUGUAACAGAUUCAGCCUGUAAUGAUUAAUAAGCGGCAAACAUGAUUUAAUCAUUUACAUGUACAGAUAAAUAUUGUCAUUGUACAUCAUA